AUGACUGAAACAAUGGCAUUGAGUGGGAACUGUCGGACUCAGCCGGCGACCAAAGAACAGGGAUCUGUUCAGAAUAGUUUCCCCGAAGUGGUUGAGCUAAAUGUUGGUGGGCAAGUAUAUUACACUCGCCAUUCGACGCUCGUUGGCACGCCGAAUUCCCUCUUGGGAAAGAUAUUCUCCUCUAAAAAGGAUCCUUCUAAUGAUCUGGCAAGAGACCCCAAAGGGCGCUACUUCAUCGACAGAGACGGAUUUCUAUUUCGCUACGUAUUAGACUACCUCAGAGACAAACAAGUCGUUCUCCCCGACCAUUUCCCAGAAAAGGGCAGAUUGAGGAAAGAAGCGGAAUACUUUCAGCUGCCAGACUUGGUCAAGCUUUUAUCCCCGGACGACUUGAAACACAGUCCGGAUGAAUAUUGCCACAGUGAUUUUGAAGAUGGGUCGCAGGGUAGCGACCUACGGCCGUGUCCUCCACCUUCGCUGGUGCCAGCUGAUCGAAAGAGUGGCUUCAUCACCGUCGGCUACAGGGGCUCGUGCACGAUGGGGAGGGAAAGUCAGGCCGAUGCCAAGUUUCGGAGGGUACCGCGGAUUUUGAUAUGCGGGAGGAUUGCACUUGCCAAGGAAGUUUUUGGCGAGACGUUGAACGAAAGUCGAGACCCAGACAGGACACCGGACAGGUACACGUCAAGAUUUUACCUGAAGUUCAAACACCUGGAGAGAUCUUUUGACAUGUUGUCGGAAUGCGGUUUCCAGAUGGUCGCCUGCAAUUCGUCUGUCACAGCAUCCUUCGUCAAUCAACACACAGAAGACAAGAUUUGGUCAAGUUACACAGAAUACGUCUUUUACCGUGGCCCGUCGCGCUGGUCCUCCCCCAUGUGCGACUGCUGCUGUAAGCACCACAAGGGCGACGGCGAGGGUGAGAGCGGCACCUCCUUCAACGAGCUCUCCACCUCCAGCUCCGAGAGCCAAUCGGAGGCCAGCUCUCCACAGGGCACCGUCAUCCGCGGGCCAAUCAGCAGGCACCCGCACCUGCACCACCACCACCACAACGUGCAGACGCUGGACCGGCCGCUGAAGAAGGGCCCCGUGGCCAUGCUGCAGCAGUCGGAGCACCCGCACCGCCGCAAGAGCGACCUGAUGCGCACCCUCACCGGCAGCUCGCGCGACACCAGCAGCAGCGGAGGAGGAGGAGAGAGGGGCGAGCGAAAGAAGCGCGCCUCCAAGGAGACCAAGAUGACCAUCGAGGAGGAGCUGGACAAGUGCAUCCAGGACUUCCGCAAGAUCAAGAUCCCGGAGCGCUUCCCCGAGAGGAAGUACAAUUGGCAGGCCGAACUGCUGCGCAAGCACCGCCUCUGA
Molecule: messenger RNA, 1353 nt
Organism: Engraulis encrasicolus (European anchovy)
Lineage: Eukaryota; Metazoa; Chordata; Actinopteri; Clupeiformes; Engraulidae
Gene: kctd16b
Product: potassium channel tetramerization domain containing 16b
Exons: 3
Coding region: 1-1353 (450 amino acids)
Biological process (GO): regulation of G protein-coupled receptor signaling pathway; protein homooligomerization
Cellular component (GO): presynaptic membrane; postsynaptic membrane; signaling receptor complex
Molecular function (GO): protein binding
Source: RefSeq, a predicted model, not a curated record